Messenger RNA from Baudoinia panamericana UAMH 10762, 489 nucleotides. RefSeq lists its product as uncharacterized. Bases 76 to 261 code for a protein of 61 amino acids. The transcript is spliced from 2 exons. Lineage: Eukaryota; Fungi; Ascomycota; Dothideomycetes; Mycosphaerellales; Teratosphaeriaceae. The record is from RefSeq and is a predicted model, not a curated record.
CUCACCGGAAGACUGUUUCAGCAGCUCAAUAUCAAAGAAAGGCAAGGCGGUGAAAGGCGACGAAGGGAAGAUUCAAUGACAUCACGCUCAUAUCAAGCUCAUAUGCGAUCGCGCAAGAGGCCGGUCGUCCCACCUCCUCCUGAAGCAUGGUCGAUUAGGAACAGUAGGCGCCGCUGUGCCAUGAAGGCGGCUCGAAGCUAUUCAUGGUUUGGAUCUACACCUCCUUUUGUUGUCGAACAGACACGGCUAGAAGUGCUCUAGCUCUUAAUCAUCAGCGUUUUCGAAUGACCUACAGAUAAUCAAUCGCGCCUCUUCCGUGCGCGCACUUUGUUGAUUGCUGCAUGUUCUGGGCAGGUUACUUGUCAUCAUGUUGUACAUCUAUAUUCUAUUUUGCCUGUUAUUGUUAAGCGCUGCUACAGACGUCCCUCGUUACCUAAACGCUAGCUCAUCCACGGCGUCUGUACUGUUCAACAAUCUGACCAUACCGAU